Messenger RNA from Daphnia carinata, 7871 nucleotides. RefSeq lists its product as uncharacterized. Lineage: Eukaryota; Metazoa; Arthropoda; Branchiopoda; Diplostraca; Daphniidae. The transcript has 12 exons. Gene Ontology annotation, biological process: chitin catabolic process; carbohydrate metabolic process. Gene Ontology annotation, cellular component: extracellular region. Bases 392 to 7072 code for a protein of 2226 amino acids. Gene Ontology annotation, molecular function: chitinase activity; chitin binding. The record is from RefSeq and is a predicted model, not a curated record.
CUCGUGUCUCGUCUUGGUCCGUUGUUGAGGUAGUUCUUUCGUGGCGCCGGUUGGAUCAAAAAGGAUUGCCCCCUAAUAUUCUAAAGCGGGGAGAGCCUUGAUCGCUAGCCGUUUGCCGAAAAAACAAUCCAAAAACGAAAAAAAAACCACGAGAAACCCAAACAAUACCGAAGAAGCAACUGAAAUCAAAAUAUCAACUCAUCUUUGAUUUCCUGUUCAUCUCGCAUGUGAGCGUGUGGUGUAGGCGUAUCACAACAUUUUGGCCUAACCAAAACUCUGCCAGUCUCCUCAUCUAUUAAAUUUCAGCCACUCAUCGUCUUUGUACGGGCAACGUUAAACACUUGGUUACUUGUGCUAAAAACAUCGCAAACCAAAGUGGCGCAGACGAAGAAUGGAUAACUGGCGUCUGUAUCUCAUUCUCGUCGGAUGUCUUGUCUUGGGCUUUGCUUCCGGAUCGUCUAUAGAAUGCAAUGGAAUUGAGGAGCCCAACAAGUUUAUACUGUGCUACGCGAAUGUCUCCACAUCGCUGCCAACGCACGUAGAUGUGUGUCGUUGCUCCCAUCUAGUCGUGCCGUUCGCCGUAAAUACUCUAAUCAACGCUAGCGUCACGUUAGAUGAAGAAUUAGUUGCGUUCUUGAAAGCCAGUGGCUCUCGGAAUGGCGGCCGAUUACGUCGCGUACUUUCGCUAACCAUGUCAACGGAAGAUUUCUCGCCGAUUUCUUCCGCUCAGUCGAUUGCCACCAGUCUAGCAGGAAUGAUUGACGACCUACUCAUCGAAGGCGUAGAAAUUCACUGGCACCAGCCUAGCAUCGACGAGAAUUCAAAGAAAGACAAAGCGAACCUCGUUCUUUUCAUGAAGGAAUUGCAUGCGGUUCUUCAGGAAAAAAUAAUCGUCACUAGCAAAACGGAUGCCACUAGCGACAUGAACAGUACAAACGUAGAAGAGAAUGGUGCCAUUGAUGCAACCCGGCCAUUGAUUCUUCUUCGUCUACCGACAACACCGGAAUUGUUGGUCAAGGCCUUCGAUCUAAAGCCCUUGGCAAGAACUGCCGACUUAUUCGUUGUAGCUACUCACGAUAUGGCAGAUGCGAACAAUGUGACCUAUCACCACAGCCGUCUAAUGGGACUCUCUGAUAUCUUGAACACGGAUUCUGUAUUGGAUUUGGUGGCAAGCCUCGGCGUAUCAUCUGAUCGAGUGGUGGCGGCUAUUCCAACCUUUGCCGUCCAAUUUCGUCUGAGAGAUGCACACCAAAAUCUACCGGGAUCGGCCAUAGUCGGAGACCCUCUUCAUAUUAGCAAGGAACAGUUGUGUUCAUUGCUGAGCAAGGGAAAUUGGACCGUCGAGAGAGAUGAUGAUCUCACAGGUACUUAUGCCUACUCAGAGGAUGGAGACUGGAUCGCUUUCGACGACGAAAUAGCUGCCCAGAUUAAGGCAAAAUAUUUUCUUCUGCGUGAUGUUGCCGGUGUGGCGAUGAUGCCAGCCAACAUGGACGACAAGCUGACACACGGCUGUAAUUCCAACAGUACAGAGCCAUCAAUCGUCCAAAUCUACUACGACCUGUUCCAUUACCAAGAAUCCGGCGAACGGACAAGGCGCCAGUUGGCUAACAGUCUCCAGGAGGACGUCUCUUCCAUUGCGACAGCCUUAUCCAGUCCACUGUACAACGAGCGUGUCAAGGCCUCACCGUAUCGUAUCGUUCGGAUAGUCAGCCGUUCGGGAGAAUCAAGCGUCAUUCGCCAACCGUUGGAGAGCAGCCUGCAGUGCUCGCGCCAGGGCUACUAUCGCCAUCCAGAGGAUUGCGGCCGUUUUUAUCGUUGCGUUAAAUUUGAUCAGUACGUCGAUGACUUCACAGUUUUCGAAUACGAUUGUCCAGAAGGGUUAGUAUUCGACGAAAGGUACGAAGUCUGCACAUGGCCCUCGCAAGCAGCUCCUUGUGGAGGUUCCAGUGAGAUUCGACCCGUCCCGAUGAACAAGUUCGUUUGUCCAGGGGAAGGUUACUUUGCCGAUCCCGAGAACUGUCGCUGGUUCUUCGCAUGCCGUGACUACGCCAAAGAUGGUUCUCCAUUCACUCAAUACGAAUUUCGCUGUCCCUUCGGUCUUCUUUUCGACGAACAGAAUUUGAUUUGUAACUGGCCAUGGCUCGUACCACAGUGUUCAGGCGCCAGCACAGUCUACGCUGUCGGAAGUACCAGCAAUGUCGACGUUGUCAAGUCGAAGCCACAACAGGGUAGUAUUGCCAUUGGAAGUCCUGGUUAUCUUAGUGGAAAAUUGGUUACUGGCGAAGGUCUCUACAAGGAUCCACGCCCGGCGCCGUACAUGGAAAUCGUUGCUUCUACAGGUUGCAUUGAUUGCCAAUCGGCCGGACUAGUUGUCCGAGAUCCAUCAGAUGAAACUUAUCCAGGAUCGCCAAACGCGAAACAAGCCAAACUUGUACUUGCUAUACCUGCCGCAACGAUUGCUGACCAAUCUACUCCUGUCCGUAUCAUCGUUGCUUCACCAGCUUCCUCUGAGCAGCAAUACCUAGUGAGCACGACCCCAUCGUCUUACGUACAAAAAUACUCAUCAACUACCACACCCGCAUAUAAUACGGGCUACGGGCUCAGCUCACAUGGUCCGUCUGGCUCUCACGGAUCCCCUGCCAAUCAGCGUACUUACGAAUCUUCCGGUUCUUCCCAAUUAUCUGCUUCCUCAGAUAUGUAUGCCCCGUACUCACCAGUAUAUCACGGAAACGAGCAAACAUCAGGCUAUCCCCGUGGUCCUACGUCAGUUAGCGCUAGCGCAACUGCUGAACAACAAGGGUCAUACGGGAAAGGCGUAUCAGAUAUUUAUCGCAGCGAAACUUGGUCUAAGGCCAGUGGCCUUCCGUCUGCCUACUCUGAUCCAACUGGCAAAUAUGCUGCACCCACCCAGGGAUCCGGUAUUUAUUCUCCCCAAACUCAGCAUGCUACCGUUGGCUACAACACGGGCGCUGGGCUCACUGGCGCUUCUAGUUAUCUAGUCCAAACAGGCAAAGAUGGCGCACAAGUACCAGACGGAUCUCCAGGGUAUUCUAGUGGUCUAGGUUCAGAAGGCGAACGCGGACAAUAUGACGGUUAUUCCGGUGGUGGACAUGCUGGUUCGGUCAAUACUGCAGGUUCCACAUCUUCGUAUAAAGCCACGGCACAAGAUGCGUCUAAAGACAAUUCACGUUAUUCGCAAUACCAAGACGGCGCACCGGCCUAUCAAGUUCCCACUACAGAAGCGUCGUACAUGCCGCACAAACCAGAAAAAUCGGAAUACCAGGCUCCUGCGGUGGCUCAAAAGAAACCAGAUUCUCCCUAUCCAAUUCAUGUUUCUACCGAAAAUGUUUCUGGUGGUUUCAACGGCGCCCCUGCUUCUGCCAGCAAAACUGUUGUUGAAGCCUAUAAGGAUACUGCGUCCUAUUAUGAAGCUCCUGCUCCCGCGUACAAAGCUACUGCUCCAGCCUACCAAGCUCCUGCUCCGAGCUACCAAGCUCCUGCUCCGAGCUACCAAGCUCCUGCUCCAAGCAAUCAAGCUCCUGCUCCAAGCUAUCAAGCUCCUGCUCCGAGCUACCAUGCUCCUGCUCCGAGCUAUCAAGCUCCUGCGCCGAGCUACCAAGCUCCUGCUCCCACCUACAAAGCUCCUGCUCCAGCCUACGAGGCUCCUGCACCAGCCUAUCAAGCUCCUGCCCCAGCCUACCAAGCUCCUGCCCCAGCCUACAAAGCUCCUGCCCCAGCCUACCAAGCUCCUGCUCCUGCCUACGAAUCUUCUUCUCCAGAUUACAAAGCUCCUGCUUCAGUGUACAAAACUCCUGCGCCUUCCUAUGAAGCUCCUUCUUCCAGCUACAAAUCUGCUUCCCCCGCCUACAAAGCUCCUGCCUCCGUCUACCAAGCUCCUGAGCCUGCCUAUAAAGCUCCCGUCUAUGAAGUUCCUUCUCCCGUCUACAAAGCUCCUGCCCCUGUCUACCAACCUCCUGCUCCUGCAUACGAAACCGCUACUCUUGCCUACGAAGCUCCUGCUCCCGCGUACCAAGCUCCGGCUCCCGCGUACCAAGCUCCGGCUCCCGCGUACCAAGCUCCGGCUCCCGCGUACCAAGCUCCGGCUCCCGCGUACCAAGCUCCGGCUCCCGCGUACCAAGCUCCGGCUCCCGCGUACCAAGCUCCGGCUCCCGCGUACCAAGCUCCGGCUCCCGCGUACCAAGCUCCGGCUCCCGCGUAUCAAGCUCCUGCUCCCGCAUACCAAGCUCCGGCUCCCGCGUACCAAGCUCCGGCUCCCGCGUAUCAUGCUUCGGCUCCAGAGUACCAAGCUCCUGCUCCAGCGUACCAAGCUCCUGCUCCAGCGUACCAAGCUCCUACUCCAGAGUACCAAGCUCCUGCUCCAGCGUACCAAGCUCCUGCUCCAGCGUACCAAGCUCCUGCUCCUGUGUACCAAGCUCCUGCUCCCGUGUACCAAGCGCCUGCUCCUGUGUACCAAACGCCCGCUCCUGUUUACGAAGCCUCUACUCCCGCCUACGAAGCUUCUUCUUCUGCCAUCAAAUCUCCUGCUCCUGUCUAUGAAACUCGCGUGCAUGUUCACGGGACCACCACAGCUGUGAAAGAGGCAUCUAUUCCAUACUAUCCAGCAACGUCCACAACUCCACCUAGCCAAGCUUACGAAGCUGCGGACCCUAGCUACAAACCCCUGGUAUCCGGCUAUAAAACCACAGCGUCUGUCCACCAAACCUCUUUCCCGAUCUACGACGAAUCUACCUCCGUCUACAAAGCAUCGGUUACAGUGGAUCAAGUUUCACCCCCCGCCUACAAAAGCCCUACGUCCGUUUAUACAACUCCAUUCAGCGGCACUGACACAUCCAACAUUCGUAUCCACGACGAGAAGACGGUUGUCGAUAAAGCUAAGCCUUCUACUUACGAAAAACCCGCUCCUGCCGUCAAAGCCGACACUGGAUCUCAUUACAGCGUGUCAGCGCCGAUCUACGAAGAUCCUACUCCAAUGGAAUUGAACAAACCGUACGGUCCGCCUACACCUCGUCCAUCAGGGCCUUCUGCUUACGAUUCUCAGCAAGCUGAUGACAAGAGUAAAAAUGGAUAUUCCUCGACAUUGACUGUCCCUUACGUUGAAGCGGAAGAGACAGGAGAUGAACAGAAGCCAUCCUAUCCAGCUAACACAGUUAAGAACCAUGCUAAGGGAUAUGAUCGGAAACAAAAUUUCGCGUCAGUCGCUGUUCAUGGCUACAACGAACCGACCAGUAAACAGACUGUUUCCGGAGCAGGUGUCAGCGCACAGCAGGGCAAGACGAAUGAAGCGACUGCGAACACAACUCCUUCGUAUGCUUCCAAUGCUGAAUCUAGCAAAACGCAACAAGUCCAUCAAGAUUAUGGAAAUGGUUACGUGAAAGGCGAGACUAAAGUAACUACUUCAUCUUAUUCUUCAGGCGUGGCAUUAUCCGUACAACAAAACGGCAGUGAGAAAAGCCAAGGAACAUCGAUUAAAAAAACGGAAUGGGAUAUAGAGGAUCUUUUCCAUCGAGGUUCUCCAAGUGAAAAAACGACAAAAGCGCCCAGCAGACGACCAACUUCAUCACUUACCAAUGCCAUGCGCGACGUCAAACAACCGAUGAAAGCAUAUCAAGAAAUGGGCAAGGUUAGUGGAUCUCGACUUACUGGAUCUGCUGGUGAAACGCGAGGAACAGGUGGAACUGGCGGAACAAGGGGAACAGGUGGAACCUACGGAACAAGGGGUACAGGUGGAGUCGGUGGAACGCGAGGGUCAGGAGGCGUCGAUGACACUCGGCGAGGAGGUCUUGGAAGUAGAACACAAGGUUCCGCAGGAUACAAAUCAGCCAGCGGGCUACGCGAUACGACAUACGGAGCUCCUGCUGCAGUGAGUGCAACACGAUACAACGUUGCAGGGCACAGCACAGCAUGGGACGGUUCAAGCGGUGGAGUACACGGAAAAAGUAACCAAAACACCAAUUCACCCACUUCCAGGUAUCAGGAUGAUUACGAGACGUCCGGUCAGCUUGGAGAUCAUACGUUCGGGUUGAAGGAGGAUGUAAAAACUAAAAAUAAAUAUAAUGCUUCUCAACUAGACGUGGUCCAAUCCCGCACUGCAAGUGUGAGGCCGAAAGCAGAUUCAGACGCCAACAGAAGAGUUUCGAACGGCAAAAUUUCUUACGCUGGCAGUCGCAUCGCAAACGGAAAGUCCAGUAGCAAACAACAAGACGUUUCAGAUGCGAUUGGUCAUGUUGAAUACAAAGGUUCAGACCGUGGUUAUGACGAACAGCGGAAGGCGGAAGCGACAUCGGGUGUCGAUUAUCAAACACGCCAAUCUCAGUCAGAUGCAACGACAUCACGCCCUGUUUCUAUUUACCGCGACAAAGUGUCUUCACCACCAACAACAGAUGAAGUCAACACAUCUUACAGCGACAAAAAAAUCACGGUUAAAGUCCCGUCAACCAACAAAGCAGCUAUUUUGGAAAAAUGGACCACUGCCUCUUCGUCUGCUUUUAACACUAAAACAGACAGCGUUGGAGCAAACCGCCCGGCGGUUGGUAGCGAGUCUUAUGCGCAUGCUGCAUCAGUUAAACCACAAUCUUCAGUCAAGGAUUUGAAGUUAAAUAAUAGACAAGGGAUCAAGAACAGAGUCAACGUUAAGACGGAGAAUCAACGCAUCACUGUUCAAUCUAAUGGCGAAACAUCGGCAAGUACUGCAAUCACGUCGUCUUCUGGGAAGAAAAUUUCCAGCGAUGGCUUGGGGGCCAUCACCGAAAUCGAAUAUGGUAACAGGUAUUUGGAAAAGAUUACAAUUGCCCAAGCGACGGCAAGAAACGAAACACUGGGGUCGGAGGUAUGUGUUCGAGCCGGUCUCUUCCGUCACCCAUCUGAUUGUCAAAAGUUUUACGAAUGUUACUGGGAUCGUUGGAUUCGUCAGUAUACGGUACAUAUAUUUAAAUGCCCUGUUCAUCUUGUAUACGAUGACUAUAUAACAGCCUGCAACUGGCCAUUGGACGGGCCAGCUUGCGUUCCUCACGAAGCUGUUAAGCUCUACCCUGAGCUACCAUCAGCUGCCUGAAAUCUAAGGCUCUCCAUACUUGCUGACCUACCGGCAGCAUUCUCAAUAUUGGGAAACACUCCAGGGCUAAAUUUUCUUUAAGAUUUGCAGUUGCAUUCUAUACUUAAGUACGUAGAUUUACACAUAAAUUCUCGGGUGUGAAAUAAUCUGAGAUUCUUUUUUUAAAACUAUUGGCUUAUUUGUUUGAAAAUCAUAUGAAUGUCAAGAGAUGGUCGUCGAGUUGUGGCGAAUUUCAAUUGAAAUGUACCAAUGGGGAUCGCCUCACAUUGCUUUCAAAAAUCCUACUUUUUGCACCUAAACAGAAUAAGUAAUUUGCAUUCUUAGUUCUAUAAUUCACCAAUCCUUUGAAGAUUACCGAUAACAUAUACAGUCGCUUAGAAACUUACCUAGAUCCCACUCGAUAGCAUUUUUUACCUAUUAAAGGGUUGUCAGUUUCAUGUACGAGAUUUGCGUACUUUUACUACACAUUAUUGUGCAUUUAUUCUGCCUCUUGAAUUGGAUCCUGGUAUAUGAGUAACCAAUUUAGCUAGCUUUUCAUUGUUCAUGAACAGGUUACAUACGAAAAUUAUAUAAGAUUUUUCCCAGGGCCAUUUACUAAAUGCUCAUGCACAUCAAAAAGUUUUAAUUCAUGUCUGAGAUCUACUCCACAUUCCGGCUUUGGAACGGAAGACAAUGAAGAAAAUCUCUACUAUUAUUUAUUUCAACAGAACAGUGAGUUUUUUUUUUUACCUGGUAAAAUCUUUGUGGGUAUUGUAUAUACAUAAAGCUUAUUCUAUAAUACACCAGUUUCGGGCAUAAA